AUGGCACCGACGGACGGAGGUGCAGCGCCGGCGAUGCUGCAAUUCCUCCUCUUCACUCACCUCAUCGUUGCCACCUGCAGCAGCGGACAGGGAGCAAAUCUUGAAAGAACUCCUGGUGUGCCUAUGGCCGUCCCCAUGCCCAUUCCAGCAAUCACAGCUGACUCACCUGACCAGUUCCAUGGAAAGCUUCGACUCCCACGUUUUGCUAUGCCAACCCACUAUGAGCUCCAUUUCCACCCCGACCUCGUCUCCUCAACAUUUUCUGGUGUGGUGUCAAUUAAUGUCUUUGUUUUAGCGCCCACUCGUUUCCUUGUGCUAAAUGUUGUGGAACUCACCAUCGACCAUGCUUCCAUCCACUUCAAGCAUUUGGAGCCAACCGACGUGGUAUUCUUCAAGGACGACCAGAUUAUGGUACUCGGGUUUCGUAAAGGGCUUCCACUAGGUGAGGGUGUGCUAAGUAUGCACUUCAAUGGCACCCUUAGUGAUGAGAUGAGGGGAUUUCACAGAGGUAAAUACCAUUAUAAGGGGGAGAUGGCAUACAUGGCGUUCACAGUGUUUGAGCCCGUGAAUGCGCGACGGUGUUUCCCCUGCUGUGAUGAACCUGAUUUCAAGGCUACGUUCAAGUUAACUUUAGAAGUUCAAUCCGACUUGGUAGCUCUAUCCAACAUGCCUGUACUUGGUGAGAUAGUGGAUGGUUCUAUCAAGGUUGUCCAUUUUGAGGAAUCACCCCUCAUGUCAACUUAUUUAGUUGCCAUGGUUGUUGGUAUUUUUGAAUUUAUAGAAGGUGUGACGUCACAAGGCACCAAAGUCCGUGUGUACACUGAAGUUGGCAAGUCUAAACAAGGACAGUUUGCAUUGGAUGUUGGAGUGAAGUCAUUGGAUCUAUAUGAUGAUUACUUUGAAACUCCUUAUGCACUCCCUAAGCUGGACAUGAUUGGAAUCCCUGACUUUCCUGUGGCCUUGGAAAACUUUGGAUUGGUCACAAUCGGAGAGGGAGGUUUGCUUUUGGAUGAGACGUCUACAACAUCCACCAAACAGCAGGAAAUUGCAGUUAAUGUGGCACAUGAAUUAGCUCAUCAAUGGUGUGGCAAUCUUGUAACCAUGGAAUGGUGGAAUGACAUAUGGCUAAGUGAGAGAUUUGCUACAUGGAUGAGCCAUGAAGCAGUAGACUCAUUUUUUCCUCAAUGGAAUAUUUGGCUGAAAUUUCUUGUGGGCACGGUUGAAACUCUUAGAUUGGAUUCAAUGAACGGGUCUCACCCGAUCGAGGUUGAGAUACACCAUACCAAUGAAAUUGAUGGUAUUUUUGAUGAACUUGUCUAUGUUAAAGGUGCUUCCAUUCUUCACAUGCUACAAAGUUUCUUGGGGGCAAAGCGUUUCCAGAAAGCAUUGGCUUCAUAUGUGAAGAAAUAUGCCUACUCGAAUGCUAAAACGGAGGAUCUAUGGAUAGUGAUUGAAGAGGAAACUGGUGAACCAUUGAAGGAUUUGAUGACUCCUUGGACGAAGGAACCAGGAUAUCCCGUGAUUAAUGUAAAACAUGAAGGUGAACACAUCCAACUUGAACAGGCCCAGUUUGAUUUAGAUGGAUCCUCUCGAUCUAGCUUGUGGGAUGUGCCAAUAACACUAAGAUGUUCCUCAUCAACAGAAAAGUUCAUUUUGAAACAUAAGCAUGAUAAGGUUGAUUUCUAUUGUAAACGGCAGAAGGAUGGAAAUAUUUGGAUUAAGUUGAACAUAAAUGAAACCGGAUUUUACCGAGUGAAGUAUGAUAAAGAAAUUACAGCUACACUUCCAUAUGCAUUAGAGGCCAGUGAGUUCUCUUCAAUGGAAAAAAUUGGAAUUUUGGACAAUGCACUUGUGCUUUCCAUGUCCUACGAGCACAGACUAGCUUCGUUGCUACAUAUAGUUUAUGCUUGUCGUGAAGAAGCUGACUACAAUGUUCUCCCACAUAUAUGUGAUAUAACUACAAGCGUUUCCCAAAUAACUUUUGAUGCCACACCUAACUUGGCUGGUGACAUCAAACAACUUCUCAUCAAAAUUCUUUUGUCACCUACUCUAAAGUUAGGCUGGGACCCCAAGGAUGGUGAGGGAGACCUACUUGUUCGUCUUAGAGAAACUCUCUUGGUUGCCCUUGUCAAACUUGGACAUGAUCAAACCAUUAAUGAAGGUGUUAAGCGCUUUCACAUAUUAAAGUGUGAUCACAACUCUUCUAUUCUUUCUCCACACUCUAGAAAGGCUGCAUACCUCUCUAUGAUGAAAAAAGCUAGUAGCUUAGACAGAUCUAGCUAUGAUGAUCUUCGACAAUUCUACAAGGACUUGGGAGAUGGGGUGGAAAAGCGACGCAUCUUAGGUGUAUUGUCUUCUUGCUCGGAUAUGGAUAUUGUUUUGGAGUCAUUGAAUUUAAUAUUCACUAAUGAGGUCCCAAAUCAACAUGCACUUGAUGUACUUAAUGGUAUUACAAUAGAGGCACGUGAAAUUGCAUGGAGCUGGUUGAAGGAAAAUUGGGAUCGUAUCUUGAAGGUUGUUCCUAAGAAGGACCUAUGGCCGAGUAUUGUUGACGACAUUGUUCCAUUGUUCAACUCUAAUGAUAAGGUAUAA
Molecule: messenger RNA, 2592 nt
Organism: Triticum turgidum subsp. durum (durum wheat)
Lineage: Eukaryota; Viridiplantae; Streptophyta; Magnoliopsida; Poales; Poaceae
Source: the annotation of a GenBank genome assembly